Carya illinoinensis is the source of this 1112-nucleotide messenger RNA. RefSeq names its product calcium-binding allergen Bet v 3. Gene Ontology annotation, molecular function: calcium ion binding. The record is from RefSeq and is a predicted model, not a curated record. NCBI's taxonomy places the organism in Eukaryota, Viridiplantae, Streptophyta, Magnoliopsida, Fagales, Juglandaceae. Bases 285 to 932 code for a protein of 215 amino acids. The transcript has a single exon.
UUAAUGAAGAAAAAAAAUGAUGGUCUGUGAGACUCAUGUCACGCAAAUUGCCCGGCCAUCCCAAUACCCGCCAACCGCGCUCCGUCGCUAUCUUUACUAGAUCAGAAAGAUCAAUCAUUCUUAUUUCUAAUCUUAUUUUCGGCCUUUAUUUCGCAUUUGGUGGGCAAAAAAAAUCCGUUCUUCCCCACCCAACCCCCCAGUUACCAUCUCAUAUUGCGUGGCUGCUGCAUAUAUAUUCUCCGGUCUCUUCCCUGUGCUUAGAAGAGAUUGAUUGAUCAGAAGCCAUGGAAGCAGCAAGGACUGCAAGAACUCCUGGAAAGCGCAACCUCAGCAAGAAAGCCUCCUCUUCCUCAUUCCGCCUCCGCAGCGAGAGUCUGAAUUCCCUUCGUCUCCGCCGCAUAUUUGAUACCUUUGACAAGAACAACGAUGGCAUAAUCACCGUCGAUGAACUUAGCCGUGCCCUCAACCUUCUUGGCUUGAACGUCGACCCCACUGAGCUCGAAUUCACUAUCAAAUCCUUCAUUCGAUCGGGCAACCGCGGCCUCGAAUUCGAAGAUUUUUUAUCAUUACACCAGUCCCUAGAUGACACCUACUUUAGUGGGUGCAAUGACGAUAUCGAUGAUGAUAAUACCGUAGCAGCAACAUCAUGUGAUGGUACUGGUGCAAGUAUGGACGGUAAGGAGGAGAAGAAGAUGAUGUCACAGGAGGAAUUAGACCUUUCGGAGGCAUUCAAGGUGUUCGAUGAGGACAGGGAUGGUUACAUAUCGGCCAGAGAAUUGCAGGUGGUACUGGGGAAGUUGGGAUUCUCAGAAGGAAAUGAGAUUGACAGAGUUGAGAAGAUGAUCACCUCAGUUGAUCGCAAUCGAGAUGGUCGGGUUGAUUUCUUUGAAUUCAAGGAUAUGAUGCGUAGCAUUCUGGUUCGGAGCUCUUAACCAUCGAUCGAUCAUUCUCCAUCCUUAAUUUCCAAAUUUAUGCAUCCAUGCAUGCAUGCUUAUUCCCAUUUUUGUGGUUUCCUGGUGUAUAUUAAUCAUAUUAUCUUUAAUGCAUCAGACUCAUACGUACUAGCAUUUGGUUUUGGUGUUGAAAUAAUUAAUCAAAUUGUCUUGAUCAUC